GCACACAUCCGCAGCAGCAGAGCGAGGCAGAGCCAGGCGAAGGCGCGCGGGCAGGGCAUGGACUGGCACGCGUGGCUGUCGGGGGCGCGGCUGGAGCCGGCGCUGGUGUACGAGUACGCGCUGGUGUUCGCGCGCAACGAGCUGGAGGCCGGCGACGUGGCCUUCCUCGACCACGAGCUCCUCCACAGCAUGGGCAUCUCCGUCGCCAAGCACCGCCUCGAGAUCCUCAAGCUCGCCUGGCGCGACCGCCGCGCCCGCCGCAGGUCGCUGGCCCGACGCCUCCUCGGCCGCGUCGCCAGGUGCGUGCGCUCGCUCGUGCGCCGCGGGGAGGGCGGCUCCACGGCGCUCGUGCUGGUCCCGAGCCAGCAGCAGCCCGACGACGGCCGCAGCCCGGGCGCGGGCGUCCUCGCCGCCAGGCAGCAGCGCCUCGGCAAGGCGCUGAGGCGGGCCGCGUCUGAGCCCAAGAGGUCCGCGCCCAAGGCCGCCACCGGCGGCAGGGCAGCCGCGGCCGUGCACGCCGUCGGGGACGUGGAGAACGGCGGCGACGGCGACGAGAUGGUCAGGUGGGACCGCCUGUUCAAGGACCUCAAGCCCAACUGACGCCGCCAUGAGAGACCUCAUGAUGAUCGAGAGGUGCAGGGACGGUCAGCAUCGAGUGUGCUAGUUAAUGGUUGUGCUUUGUGUUUGAUGAGUGAGUGAGUGGUGUUGGUGUGCUCCACUCCGUGUCCCGUCCCGUCCAUCUUGUUGCAUGUACAGUCUGCAUAGUCUAUGAUCGGAACUGGCCGUCGGACGUCUGGUUUGGUUUGCUUCGCUUUGCCGUCUUAGGCUGUUCUGUUGUUGCCAUGCUGUAUAAUAAA
This is a messenger RNA of Panicum hallii, 857 nucleotides long. RefSeq lists its product as uncharacterized. Lineage: Eukaryota; Viridiplantae; Streptophyta; Magnoliopsida; Poales; Poaceae. Bases 58 to 600 code for a protein of 180 amino acids. The record is from RefSeq and is a predicted model, not a curated record. The transcript has a single exon.